AGGCCUCACUCAUUUUCUCCACUAUUCACCCCUCCACCCUCUCCAUCCCAACAGGCAUCAAGGUGAUCCUGGACUUGACUCCCAACUACCUGGGAAAACAGGAAUGGUUUGGGAUUAACUUCAACGGGACCGACGGAGACCAGGACGUGUUGCGGGAGAAGGAAGCGUUUCAUUUCUGGCUGCAGAAGGGCGUGGACGGGCUGCAGCUAGGAGGGAUCGAGCAAGUCCUCGCUUCUACUCCCAGUCGGUUCCUGGAGUGGCAGAACUUGACGAGAAACUACUCUGCGGACUCAAAGGAGAGGGUCCUCAUCGGGGCCACGGGAGUGACCGAGCUGCAGGAGAUCGUCCGGCAGCAGAACAUCUCGGACGCCGACCUGUUGUCCAGCGGGUACCUGCGCCACGUCCUCGAGGCCCCACCGCCGCUCUCGUCUAGCUCCGUCUGGAGGAGCCUGGACGCCUACAUCACGGGCAUCGGCAAAUCCUGGCCCUGCUGGGGGAUGGGAGGAUCGUACCACAUGGCGAGCUUGGACUCGAACCUGGCCGGCCUGCUGCCGGUGAUGCUCUACACUCUCCCCGGCACCCCAUUCAUCUACUACGGCGAUGAGAUUGGGCUGCAGCCUGCAAUGCCCAACCAGGAUCCCUGGAUGAUGUGGAACUCGUCGGAGAAUGCCGGCUUCACCUCUAAAAGCUUUAACAUGGGCAAACCCAGCCUGAACGAGACUGUGGAGGGCCAGAAGGCGGAUGGGACCUCGCGCCUGUCCCUGUUCAAGAAGCUGGGCCUGCUGAAGGUGAAGGAGCGCUCCCUGCAGUUCGGAGAGGCCUACUCAGUGCUCCUGGCGGACGGCGUGCUGGCCUACGUGCGUUCCUGGGACCAGAGCGAUCGUUUCCUGGUGCUCCUCAACUUCGGCCAGGAGCCCGCCACCACCUCCAUGGCCGGCCUAGCCGACAUGCCGGCCAAAGCCACAGUGGAGGUCAGCUCGCUGGGCACCAGGCCCAACCACGAGAUCGAUCUCCACGACAUCAAACUGGCCGCGGGAGAGGGGCUGGUGCUCAAGUUCCCCUUCGUCGCGUGAGGGGGGGAGAGAGGGCCGACCAUCUUUCACGCACGUUCACAUUCCACCUCUUUUAACAAAACGCCAAUUUAUUUUUUCCUCCGCUCGUAUUCUCGCUGUGUUUCUCUCCUCCUCCCUGCCCGGGCCCUCAGCGGUUUCUCAAUCUCCUUGGCCCCUCUCGAUGGCCAAAUAGAGUCACAGAGCCUAGAAAAUGGCCGCCAUAGUCCCAAUGUUCCAUGACCACUCCGAUGACCAAAUAGAGACACAGAGCACAGAAAAUGGCCGCCAUAGGCCCAACUUGUUCUUGCCCACUCCAAUGGCCAAAUAGAGUCACAGAACACAGAAAAUGGCCGCCUUAGGCCCAAUGUUCCAUGCCCACUCUGAUGGCCAAAUAGUCACAGAGCACAUAAAAUGGCCGCCUUAGGCCCAACUUGUUCUUGCCCACUCCAAUGGCCAAAUAGAGUCACAGAGCACAGAAAAUGGCCGCCUUAGGCCCACCCUGUUCCGUGCCUGUCGAUUAGUGUCACCCAUACCGAGUCAGGUUCAUAUCCCAACUUCAGACACCUUCAUGUUGAAUUGACUGCGCCUCACACAAAGUGACCGGAAUCCAAAGUCUCUUAUUAGCAAUUCGGCGUAGGUAACUUCAUUUCAAUGUACAGCACAUCAAGGGAGAGAGAGGAAGAGAGCUUUUUUAUUAAACUUGUAGACAGAGCCACGGUGGGGAGUCACAGUAUGAGUGACAUUAAUCUACAAUGCCCACCUCGAUGGCCAAAUGGAGUCAAAUAGCCCAGAAAAUUGGCCUCCCUUUGGCCCAAUUUGUUCCAUGCCCACCUCGAUGGUCAUAUUGGGUCGUCUAGCCCAGAAAAUGGCCCCCCUUUGGCCCAACUUGUUCCAUGCCCACCUCGAUGGGCAUAUUGGGUCGUAUAGCCCAGAAAAUGGCCCCCCCCUUUGGCUCAAGCUACCCACCGCUAGCCAAAGUAGGCCCCAACCCCCCUCUCAUCGCCUUGAUACGGUCACCAUCUUUACAAUGGAGGGAAAGUUGCUGGCUCGAAGGGCCGAAUGGCCUACUCCUGCACCUAUUGUCUAUUGAGGUGAGAUCUGAAGUGAGCUGGAAUUCAGGAGCGGUUCUGCUCAUAAGAUGACAUUAAAAUCCCGCUUGGGAUUAGAACUUGGGGGUUGUCAAGGCAACACGGAGACGGUGCGAUUUGUCCCUGCCGACUUUAAGAUGGUCAUAGAGUCAUCCAGCACGGAAACGGGGGCCCUUUGGCCCAUCUUGUUCCUCGCCGACCAAAAUAGUCAUGCAUGCUGCAAGCUGCAAGGAAAGGGGGCCCUUCGGCCCAUCUUGUUCCAUGCUGCCCUCGAUGGUCGUAGUGUUCAAGAAGGAACUGCAGAUGCUGGAACAAUCGAAGGUGGGCAAAAAAUGCUGGAGGAACUCAGCGGGUGAGGCAGCAUCUAUGGAGAGAAGGGAUGGGCGACGUUUCGGGUCGAGACCCAUUCCUUCGCUCCAUAGAUGCUGCCUCACCCGCUGAGUUUCUCCAGCAUUUUUGUCCAGCUGAGAUAGACACAUAGCAUAGAUACUACCCCCUUUGGCUCGACCUAACCCAUGCUGACCAAGGUAGUCGUACAAACAGGCCCUUCGGCCCAACUCAUCCAUGCUGUCCAAGAUGGUCAUGAGUCGCUCUGCACAGCAACGGGGGAAGGAAUAGUCUUUGACUGGAUAGCACGCAGAAAAAAAACGUUCUUCAGCACACGUGACAAUCAUAAGACAAAUAAAACGUACAAGUUUGUGGGUUAAUUGGCUUCGGUAAAUGCAAAUUGCCCCUAAUAUGUGGGACAACGCAUAUGUACGGGGAGAUCGCUGGUGGUCGUGGGCAGAAGGGCCUGUUUCCGCGCUGUAUCUCUAGUCUAAACUAGUAUACGGGGUGAUCGCAGGUCGGCAUGGACUAGGUGGGCCGAAGGGCCUGUUUUCCUGCUGUGUCUCUAGUCUAAACUAGUAUACGGGGUGAUCGCAGGUCGGCACGGGCUUGGUGGGCCCAAGGGCCUGUUUCCCUGCUGUAUCUCUAGUCUAAACUAGUAUACAGGGUGAUCGCAGGUCGGCACGGACUAGAUGGGCCCAAGGGCCUGUUUCCGCGCUGUAUCUAAAGUAUAAAGACAUCCCUUCCUGCACCCGCUGACCAAAGUCUCCUGGUCCGACUCCAGCCCCCCCCCUAGUUUCAGUUUAAGUCAUCCUUGGAUUGAAUGGAUCCUGAAACGUUAACUGUUCUCUCCUGAGAUGCUGCCAGCGGCCAUUUUGCGGGAUUCUUUUAGUCCGUAAACCCAGAUUUGACUUUGACCUGUAGCUUGUAAAACGACGUCUCAAGCUGAUCUCAUUGUCCCAGCCCCUCCCUGCCUGCCAGUGUGAGUUGCCAAAAUCCACCUUUGAGGAACACGCGCGCGUUCUAACCUCUGCCAUUUUUACAGCUGUCUCCGGAUUACCUUUUAGUCGUUAACUGAAUGUCUGCCUUUUGGCCUCGAGGUAUUUUUGAAACAUUUUUCGUAUUUUUCCACAUUUUUUAAUUUCAAAACCUUGUGUUUGAAUUAAAAGCCAAUUGUGAAAGCAGAA
Leucoraja erinaceus (little skate) is the source of this 3654-nucleotide messenger RNA. Its product is annotated as 4F2 cell-surface antigen heavy chain-like. Gene Ontology annotation, biological process: amino acid transport. The annotation marks the transcript as partial. The record is from RefSeq and is a predicted model, not a curated record. Lineage: Eukaryota; Metazoa; Chordata; Chondrichthyes; Rajiformes; Rajidae. The transcript has 7 exons.